Molecule: messenger RNA, 819 nt
Organism: Penicillium samsonianum
Lineage: Eukaryota; Fungi; Ascomycota; Eurotiomycetes; Eurotiales; Aspergillaceae
Product: oxidase ustYa family protein
Exons: 4
Coding region: 1-819 (272 amino acids)
Biological process (GO): mycotoxin biosynthetic process
Source: RefSeq, a predicted model, not a curated record
AUGAAAUUACAGCUACCAGAGAGGUGGCCCAAGAUCAAGUAUUUGAAGCUUGGCCCUUCGAACCCAGAAAGCGAAGAUGAUACAAAGACAAGCCUAGAAACCUUACCAAAGAAGAGUUAUAUAAGACGAGUAAUUCCAUGGAUGGCUCACAUUAUUCUUGUGGGCAUAUCAUCCACACUUCUGCUGGCGGCUAUCCAAACAAGGGCGCAGACAGUCGGGCCAGCUUUUACUCUCGAAUAUGCGACCGCUGUACAAACCUGCGGCUUAAAAGCUCCUCUUGAACUCUCUGGUGAAUUUGAAGCACAUUCAGCUUGGCGUGGGGGAAAGGAUGCAGAUGUGGAUGCCGCAUGGGCAGGCUUAGAACUCAACUCGGCGAUGUCUGUGCCUCGCAGUGAGAUUGAGAAGAUCAAAAAGCUCCGUAACAGCUCUGUCGUUUUACCCGACGGCGGUUAUAUGGCGAGCAUCGGUGGGUUUCACCAGAUGCACUGCCUUAACGUUCUCCGGAAAGCCAGCUAUCUGGAAUACUAUGUCGUUCACGAGCCGGAUUUCUUUGCACAGCCGACUGUGCGUGAACAUAUUGAUCAUUGUGUCGAAAUGCUCCGCCAGAUUCUCAUGUGUUCUGCAGACAUGCACCUGGUUACGUAUGAUUGGGUGGAUGGAAAGGACUAUCCAUGGCCUGACUUCAACACCAAUCAGUUUUGUCGGGACUACAAGUCUGUGCAUGAAUGGGGUAAAGAGCGUGUCACGAAGACUGAUGCCGUGAACGGGAUGAUUCUUAAACCCGCCAACGCCAUUACGAGAAAGCUGCCCUCGCAUUAG